CUCUCAUCUCAAAGCGUCCUCUAAACCUAACCCUCUUAUUCAUCAAGAAAACAGAAUAAAAGAAAAGAAAAGCCUCAUCUCCAUCUCUCUUUCUUUGAGCUCUCUGUGACACUUAUAGAUAUUACUAUGAUUUGGAAAACAGCUAGUGCUUCGGAGUACCUAGCCAUCACUGGCUGGGGCAUCACUGACAUACGUUUGGCCAAGAAAUCAUGGGUUUUUCCCGGGCAACGGUACACCCGACUCGACAUGUCCCCAGUCAACUACACGUUCGAAGUUCAAGGCAUGUCCGCCGAGAAACUCCCUUUUGUUCUCCCCGCAGUCUUCACUAUCGGUCCUCGGGUCGACGACAUGGACAGCCUCCUUCUCUACGCUACGCUCCUGUCCAAUCAUGACAAGCGCUCCAAACAUGUUGAUGAACUCGUUCAGGGUGUCAUUGAGGGUCAAACCCGAGUUCUCGCUGCAUCCAUGACCAUGGAACAGAUCUUUAAGGGUACCAAGGAGUUCAAGAAAGAGGUUUUUGAAAAGGUUCAACUUGAAUUGAAUCAGUUUGGACUUCUCAUCUAUAAUGCUAAUGUCAAACAACUUGGGGAUGUGCCUGGCCAUGAGUAUUUUUCAUACCUUGGCCAGAAAAUCCAGAUGGAGGCUGCCAAUCAAGCCAAGAUUGAUGUUGCUGAGGCUAAGAAGAAGGGUGAGAUUGGAGCAAAGGAGCGCCAAGGCCUAACAUCACAAAACGCUGCCAAAAUUGAUGCUGAGACUAAGAUCAUAACGACUCAAAGGUUAGGAGAUGCCCAAAAGGAGGAAAUUAACGUUAAGACUAGUGUGGAACUAUAUAAGAACCAGAAGGAAGCUGAGUUGGUCAAGUCGAAGGCUGAGUUGGCCACCAAAAAUGCUGGGUGGUCUCAAGCCUCUCAGUUGGCGGAGGUGGAGUCGGCAAAGGCGGUGGCCAUAAGGGAGGCUGAGUUACAAACUGAGGUGGAGAAGAAGAAGGCAUUGAAUCAGACUGAAAAACUCAGGGCCGAAUUGCUGAGCAAGGCAGCAGUGGAGUAUGAGACUAAGGUGCAAGAGGCAAAUUGGGAUCUGUACAAGAAACAAAAAGCAGCGGAAGCAGUUCUCUAUGAGGCACAGAAAGCUGCUGAGGCACAGAAGGUAAGCGCAGAUGCCAAUUUUUAUGCCCGCCAACAAGCUGCGGAGAGUGAGCUGUAUGCAAAGAAAAAAGAAGCUGAAGGGAUCGCUGCACUCGCACAAGCUGAAGGCUUUUACCUGAACACCCUAUUGAAACAAUUGGGAGGAAAUUACACCGAACUAAGGGACUACAUGAUGGUCAACAAGAAUAUGUACCAGGACAUUGCCAGGAUUAAUGCUCAGGCUGUGAAUGGAAUGCAGCCCAAAAUUAGUGUUUGGUCUAACGGAAAAGGCGGCAAAGAUGGUGCAAAUGGGGCAAUGAAAGAUGUUGCUGGGGUAUAUAGCAUGUUGCCACCAUUGCUAAAGACUGUGCAUGAGCAGACUGGGAUGCUUCCACCGGCUUGGCUAGCCACAUUGAGUGAUGUUACUCAUGAAUCUAAUUAGUCUGUUUGGUUUUUAAGUAUAGUACCAUUGAAACAAUGCUAGCUAUGAUAGAACUUACCAAUAUUUGUUUAGUUUUACUCUUACAUAGAGGGCAAGGAACAUUGUGUAAAUGUUUAUAAGUUUGCUUUACGUUGAUACUAAUUUGAUGAUUUAUACGGAUCGGUUUGCUACUUUCGGUAAA
Molecule: messenger RNA, 1747 nt
Organism: Quercus lobata
Lineage: Eukaryota; Viridiplantae; Streptophyta; Magnoliopsida; Fagales; Fagaceae
Product: flotillin-like protein 3
Exons: 3
Coding region: 127-1566 (479 amino acids)
Cellular component (GO): plasma membrane raft; plasma membrane
Source: RefSeq, a predicted model, not a curated record